Molecule: messenger RNA, 1098 nt
Organism: Equus quagga
Lineage: Eukaryota; Metazoa; Chordata; Mammalia; Perissodactyla; Equidae
Gene: HMGN3
Product: high mobility group nucleosomal binding domain 3
Exons: 7
Coding region: 43-624 (193 amino acids)
Biological process (GO): chromatin organization
Cellular component (GO): nucleus; chromatin
Molecular function (GO): nucleosomal DNA binding
Source: RefSeq, a predicted model, not a curated record
GAAGGGCGCGCCCCCGUGGAAUUUAGAACGUUGCCGCAACCAAUGGGGCCUCGCGGCCGGCUGCCGGGGCUCCUCAUUGGAGGAGUGAGCGGCAAGCGAGUAGAGGGCCCCUGGGGGGAGCCGGGAGGUGCAGGUCGGAGAGGCCGGGUGCGCCGUGCCCUGCGCGUGAGCGGCGGCGGCAGGAUCCAGCGGCCGUGCCAGCGCUUCCAGCACGUUGCUUUACUUUUUAGCUGCACGAACGUGGUCAUUAUGCCGAAGAGAAAGUCUCCGGAGAGUACAGAGGGCAAGGAUGGAUCCAAAGUAACUAAACAGGAGCCCACCAGACGGUCCGCCAGGUUGUCAGCGAAACCCGCACUACCAAAGCCUGAACCUAAACCAAGAAAAACGUCUGCUAAGAAAGAACCUGGGACAAAGAUUAACAAAGGUGCUAAAGGGAAGAAGGAGGAAAAGCAGGAAGCUGGAAAGGAAGGUACUGCACCAUCUGAAAAUGGUGAAACCAAAGCUGAAGAGAUCCACAUCUCUCGCUCAACCGUUAAUGUCUCAGCCUCCAGAGGUACCCCACCCAGCACACUGUCAGUAAAGGGGCAGAUUGAAACAGUGAGAGUUCAGGGCACAGAAAACUGAAUCUGUAGAUAACGAGGGAGAAUGAAUUGUCGUGAAAAAUUGGGGUUGAUCUUGUGUACCUCUUGGGACAACUUUUAAAAGCUAUUUUUACCAAGUAUUUUGUACAUGCUAAUUUUUUAGGACUCUACUAGUUGGCAUACAAAAAUAUAUAAGGAUGGACAUUUUACUUUCUCAUAGUCAUGCUUUUUGGAAAUUUCCAUCAUCCUCAAGGAAAAUAAAUACAGAUUUAAUGUUGGAAGCUGUGUGUAAAACUGAUUGAGCAUUCCAUGCACUUGGUUUAAGAAUUUAGUCCUGUGCAUACUGUGGUGUUUUUACGGUGCAUAUUUGAAUUUUUCACGCAGUUUUUCUAGAGCAAUAAUUAGUGGUGCUUUUGUACCUAGGUUAGGUUUUAUGUGGUUUUAAUGAAACAUGGAUAGUUGUGGCCACCUGCUGACUAUUUGUGGUUUAAAAUAAAAGGUUUUCUUGCCUGCAAAA